GUACAGUUCUAGAGCAAUAAAUUAACUUCCGAACAUGAUGUGGGUUUUCAAUCAUAUACGCAACAACAAGUGAUAAUAAAGUGACUGUUUUUCCCGUACCUGAGGGCAUUUCAAGAAGACAAUGUCCCUAGAGGAAUAAAACAUUUAGUAAUUAAUUUAUUAUAUAUAUAACAUCAAUAAUUAUUUACCUUUGCAUCUAGAGCUUUUUUCAAUUCUGACAUAUAAGCAUAUUGCUCUGGAUAUAUAUAGUCAUAUGGAAAAUAAACAAUUAAUCCAUCUACGCUUAACCUGAAAAAAUAACACAUACACUUAUUUUAUAAAGAAUAUUUGAAAAUUUUUAUACCUCAUUUUUUAUAUUUUUGUAAAUACACAGAAGAGCGUUUUAUACGUAUAGGUUAUAAUUUUCUUCUUUCUUUAUUCUGUUCCACAAUUAUAUCGCGUAGAUCAUAGACUUUAAUUAAUAAUGUUCAAAAGAAUCCGCAUUAUAAUAUAAAAUAAAUUAUAAAAGAAGAGAUUUCUAAGCAUAAAAGUGAAUUAUGAAUGAUAUUGUCCAAAUAUUUCAUAAAGUAGAUAUAAGAGAGUCUUCCAGCGAGAGUGGAAGUAAUGUUUCAUCAAGUGAAGAAGAAUCUGAUCAAGAGGCAAAUCCCAGUUUUCCAAUUGCAAUGUGGGAUUUUAAUCAGUGCGAUCCUAAAAAAUGUUCGGGUAGAAAAUUGGCCAGGAUGAGUUUAGUUAAAUGUCUUAAACAGAAACAACGUUUUCAUGGAAUUGUAUUAACACCUACUGGAGAAAAAUGUGUAAGCCCGGAAGAUCGAGGGAUAGUUGAAACUAAGGGAAUUGGAGUAGUAGAUUGUUCUUGGGCUAGAAUUGACGAAACUCCAAUAGCAGCACUGAAACCUGCCCAUGGAAGACUUCUUCCAUUUUUAGUGGCUUCAAAUCCCAUUAAUUAUGGUAAACCAUGCCAGUUGAGCUGUGUAGAAGCGAUUGCAGCUACUAUGUAUAUAACUGGAUUUAAAGCAGAAGCUAGAUUUUAUAUGAAUAAAUUUUCUUGGGGUCACUCAUUCGAGGAAUUAAAUAAAGAGUUACUAGAUAUUUAUGCUUCUUGUACCGACAGUAAAUCUGUUGUGGAAGCUCAACAUGAGUACAUAAAAAAAGAACAGAUGAAGCAGGAGGAGGAUAAAAGAAUGCAACCAGAUUUUCCAAGCUCCAGUGAUUCAAGUGAUACAGAAUGAUGUUUGAAAUGUAUUUGUACAUAGUUUUGAGAUAUAGCAUAAUAUAUUUUUUAAAUUGCCCAUAACAUACAAAUAUUUAUGGAUUAAAAAGGAAAGACAAAUAAAAUCAUUAUAUUUCUGUAUAAAAAA
Molecule: messenger RNA, 1358 nt
Organism: Diorhabda sublineata
Lineage: Eukaryota; Metazoa; Arthropoda; Insecta; Coleoptera; Chrysomelidae
Product: 18S rRNA aminocarboxypropyltransferase
Exons: 4
Coding region: 537-1229 (230 amino acids)
Biological process (GO): maturation of SSU-rRNA
Molecular function (GO): rRNA small subunit aminocarboxypropyltransferase activity
Source: RefSeq, a predicted model, not a curated record